AUGAGCUCCUGGAGCACCGCCUCCAGGAAGCGGCCCCAGCCCAAGGCCCCUUGGCCUGCCGGCAAACCUGAAGGCCAGGGCGACUUUGGCAGGCCCGUCAUGCGAGGUCCCAUGAAUAGCGUCAACGGGGCCACCUCUUUGCAGUCGGCACCCGGCCAGCCGCAAAUGAUGUCGCAGCAGGGUCUCGGCGCGAGGCCCUUGGGCGAUCCCAUGCCGAACGGCCAGCCCGUGCUCUACUUGCUGUCUUUGAAUGGCACGUUUGAGCGCAAGACCAUUUCGGUUCCAUUCUAUCCCGAGAGUCUUCGCAUCGGCCGGCAGACUAACCAGAAGACGAUUCCCACUGCUACGAAUGGGUACUUUGACAGCAAAGUCUUAUCCAGGCAGCACGCCGAAAUUUGGGCCGAUCGUAUGGGCAAGAUCUACAUCCGAGAUGUCAAGUCUUCUAACGGCACAUUCGUCAAUGGUACGCGCCUUUCACAAGAGAACCGUGAAUCCGAACCGCACGAACUGCAGACCGGCGACCAUCUCGAACUCGGCAUUGAUAUUGUCAGCGAGGAUCAGAAGACCGUCGUCCACCACAAAGUAGCCGCCAAGGUCGAACAUGCGGGCUUCAUGAGCCCUUCCAGCAAUGUUAUGGACAUGAGCUUUGGAGAUUUAGACCCUGCUAACGGUGGCAUGAUGAUGCCGGCGCCCCAACCCAUGCCCUAUCGCGGCAGAGCAGGUAGCAACGCGUCGAUGGCCAGUAAUGGGCGUAUGGUGCCUGCCCAACAAAUGAACGGCAUGCCUGCGAAUGGAGGAGCCGCGCGCGGAUUCUUGUUGACCCCCAUCACCACUGAGCAUAUCGUCAAGCGGUUACACAAGCAGAACGAGAUGCGCAGCGCACGACUACAAACCCAAGACCUCACCCGGACCGGCCAGUUUAUCAGCGCCCUGCUGAGCAAAGAGGACGUGAAGGACCUUGAGAAGCCCGAUGUUCCAGAGCCUGCAAAGCAGGUACCCAACGGCAAUGGCAUGCCAUUCCGCUCCGACGGCAAGACGCGAUUUUCCGAUCCUCCCGCGCCCCCCCCUCAACAACCUCUUCCCGAGAAGCCUGACGUACCUUCAUUGAAGCGAGGCACCACCGAACGGCCAAAGACGCACUCGGCCGCGAAUAGCACCACCUCGCCAGUCGGACGCGACAACCUGCACCAGAUCAUUCAGUUGACGGAGGCGCUGAACAAUGCGAAGAAGGAUUUGGAUUCGCAGACGGCUCGCAUCCGCGACUUGGAGGAUAUGCUCCGCAAGGAACGGGAGGCAAGAGAGCUGGCUGAAGACAUGGCUAAGAUCCUCGAGGACAGUGCCUUGGCCAAGGAGGCAAACGGUGCGCCCAAGGAGUCCGACACCGAAACGCUCCUGCAAGAAGCAUUUGAGCCUCCCCGUGAAGUCUCAGAAUCCCCCGACGUUGAAAUGACGGACGUCGACUCCGUCGCCAAAGAGCCGGCGCCCGAAAGCGCGGAGGACAUUGCCGCUCGAUUCCAGAUCAAGAUCGAUACUAUGAUGUCAGAGAUGAGCGACCUGAAGCAGCAGAUGGACGCCUGGAGGCAGCGGUGCGAAAAGGCCGAGACGGAACGCGACGCCGACCGCAAGACCCUUGCCGAAAUGGUCGCCCAGAUCCGAAGAGACGAGGAGGCCCGGCAGGCUGCAGCAGAGGAAAAGGCACGCUCCCGAUCCCGCGGACGAACCAACGGCACCGCGGAAGCCGGCAGCAAAGCUACCUCGAUCGUCCAGACCGACGGAUCCCAGGAGUCGACUCCUUCAGCCACACAGACAGAGGACCUCAGCGACAAGCCGACGUUGUCGCGUGCCAAUACCAUCACGCCGCUCUCAAUACCGCCAGGGAAGCUGGCCAAGGACCAGGCGUUGAUGGCCGGGGUUCCUUACGCCUCGAUGUUAGGCGUGGUGAUCUUAGGCAUGGGCCUGAUGGCAUAUAUCAACGGCUGGCAACCCGAGCCGACCCCCCGUCACUGA
Colletotrichum chrysophilum is the source of this 2007-nucleotide messenger RNA. RefSeq lists its product as uncharacterized. The transcript is spliced from 2 exons. The coding region runs from base 1 to 2007 and encodes 668 amino acids. Gene Ontology annotation, cellular component: cytoplasm. Lineage: Eukaryota; Fungi; Ascomycota; Sordariomycetes; Glomerellales; Glomerellaceae. The record is from RefSeq and is a predicted model, not a curated record. Gene Ontology annotation, molecular function: protein binding.